This is a messenger RNA of Vitis riparia (riverbank grape), 1251 nucleotides long. RefSeq lists its product as uncharacterized. The coding region runs from base 1 to 1251 and encodes 416 amino acids. The record is from RefSeq and is a predicted model, not a curated record. The transcript is spliced from 6 exons. NCBI's taxonomy places the organism in Eukaryota, Viridiplantae, Streptophyta, Magnoliopsida, Vitales, Vitaceae.
AUGGCUAAUGGCAUUGCAGUCCCGGUAACUACAGAAGAUGUCAGCAAUAUUAUGGGCAUCCCAUCAAAUGGUGAGGAGAUUGUGGUGCAUACUAGGAGAGACACCUCCAAUUGCAGCUACACGAUCACUUUGUUGGAGCAAAAUUUAGAGGACUUGGCCAUUGGUGAUGAUUUUACGAAAACUUUUUUGAUUUUUGCAUGUGCUACCCUACUCGCACCUAACUCCAAGCUGGAAGGAAUGCAUGACCUAUGGGACACCAUUUGGAAUGGUCAUGUUGGUGUCGCAAAGAAUUGGUCGCAAUUUGUCUUCCACUACAUAGAGGAUGGAAUCAAAGAACACAUAAAAAAACCAGCCAGGUUACAUAUGUGGUUGCCUGAUUUUCCUCCAGCUCUUCUACAUGACAAAAUUUUAUAUGCCACGGUUGAUAUGACUAUGCCGUUACUUGCUGCUUGGAGUGAUGACAUAAUAAAAAGACGGUUAUCAACUGAAAUUGCCACAUUUGGUGGUUAUGGUCAUGUCCAUACUCAACAGCUACCAGAAUCCGGUGGCCAUUCCCAUGCACCGGCAGCAGGUGGCCCGUCCUCGGCCCGUGAUGAUUCUACAGAGGUAAUUCAAGAACGUAUGAUAGAAACCUUUGAAAAUUUGUUGAGAUUAGUCUCUUCACUAGCCGAAGAUGUUGCUGAAUUGCGUUCCCGUCAGUUUGGAUCGCAAUACCAUUGUUCAUCUACUCCAGAGCAGCCUUCACGCCAAGUCCAAGAAGAACCACCUUCUAUGCCAGUCGACAUUCACCAUUCAGCUGAAGAAUUUGUAGAACAACCCAUCCUACCAUCAGUACAACAUUCUCCAGCUGAAAGGCACGAUUCUGCAGUUGACCAUGGUCCCCCAUCACUGCACCCAGAGUCCCUUGACCAAUCAUAUCCUGACCAGCACUUGGAGGUUGUACAAGAGGUCUAUAAUGUUGGGCCAGUAGCUACUCGUAGCCAUUCAGACAGACCAACCUCAAGUCGCAAAUAUAAACGGAAUGGUAGGCGGAUUGUGAACAGGCCUGCCAUUUGUAAAUCUCCUUUUGUUGCACAGUGCAUGAAAAUGUUCCCGAAAAUAUCACAUACGAAUAGGCUGGUUGCUGAGUUUGCUUUGGACGAAGAUGCUGAUCUAAGCGAGGUUGUCUGUGAUAUGCACGGGAUGUUCAUUACAAGGGUCGAGCUUGCUUCUCUGAAUGGAGGUCCUUGGGUGAACAACAUUAUGCUUUAA